CUCGGUCUUGGCACACUUCGACGAGAGGCUGCCAGUAGUGCUGGCAUGCGACGCCUCUCCCUAUGGCAUCGGCGCUGUCCUGGGACACCAACUCCCGGAUGGAAGAGAGGUGCCGGUGGCAUACUUCUCCCAGACGCUUGCUGCAGUCGAACGAAACUACUCACAGAUUGACAAGGAGGGUCUGGCAAUCGUGAAGGGCGUAAAAAAAUUCCAUGAUUUCUUGUACGGGCGGCCCUUUACCAUAGUGACUGACCACAAGCCGUUGCUUGGCCUGUUUGCCCCCGAGAAGCAGACCCCCCAAGUGUUGUCUCCACGUGUCCUCAGGUGGUCAAUUUUCCUUGCCGGCUACCAGUAUGCACUAAUCCACCGCCCUGGGAAGGCGAUGGGCCACGCGGACGCCCUCAGCAGGCUACCACUACCAGAAACAGGCCCCGACCCAGCGCCUGCGCAAGAGGUUAUGACCCUGGAGCUGCUUCCCGACCGACCCAUUCAGGCACAAGAAGUUGCGCACCAUUCCACAAAAGAUAGGGUCAUCUCCCGGGUCCUGGACUGGGUGUGGCGAGGAUGGCCCAGCAGCAGCCCCGGGCCAGAAUUCGCUGGCUACACAAACCGCAAACAUGAACUGUCGGCCCACAAGGGGUGCCUGUUAUGGGGAAGCAGGGUUGUUGUUCCCCAGCCCCUCCGCAAAAGGGUCCUCACAGCCCUACACGAGACACACCCAGGGGUAGUGAGGAUGAAGGCCCUUGCCAGGAGUUAUGUGUGGUGGCCGGGGAUUGACAGAGAGAUAGAGGCCUGGGUCCAACACUGCCAGACCUGCCAAGAAUCCCGCCCGGAUCCCCCAAGGGCCCCAGUCCAGCCCUGGGAGUCCGCCCGACAACCAUGGUCACGCUUGCACGUGGACUUCGCUGGCCCCUUCCAGGGAAAAACAUUCUUCAUAGUGGUGGAUUCCUACACCAAAUGGCUGGAGGUCGCACUGGUACCGUCCACUUCUACGGCGGCAGCCAUCCGGGUACUACGUAAGCUGUUUGCAACCCACGGGCUCCCUGACACCCUCGUCUCGGACAAUGGAACCGCAUUCACGUCAGAGGAGUUCCAGACCUUCACAGCGCAGAACGCCAUCCGCCACAUCCGCUCAGCACCAUUCCACCCUGCCACCAAUGGCCAAGCGGAGCGCAUGGUGCGGACCACCAAGGACAGCCUCCGCCGCAUGACACAAGGGGACUGGGAAUACCGCCUUGCCGCAUUUCUUCUAGCACAGCACAGCACCCCAAGCACAACGACGGGCAGGAGCCCAGCUGAACUACUAAUGGGCCGGCGCCUUGCAACUAGACUGGACCGACUUCACCCCGACAGAGCUCAGGAUGAGGUAGUGGUGGGGAAAGGCAGGAACUCCCGGACAUUUGUGGCCCAGGACCCAGUGUAUGCAAAGAAUUUUGGGGCAGGCCCAGCAUGGGUACCCGCCACAGUCACCAAGGUGACCGGUCCCGUGUCGUACGAGGUACUAACGGAAGGGGGGCAAUGUUGGCGCCGCCACUGCGACCAGCUACGGCGACGAUUCCCAGGAGGAACCCGGGAGGAGAGCGGGACAGAGGGGUCCCAAGGGGACAGCAGGGCAGUGAGGCCUGUAGAGCGAGAGGGGUGGGCAGGGGAAGCAGAAGCAGUAGGCACAGAGGGGCGCCCCGAGGCUGGAAGGACACCGGAACCAGAGCCACAACCUAGUGGUUCAGUGGCGCCAGACCAGACAGCCCCGGCACAGCCAGCAGCCUCGGAACACGAGCCAGAACCAGAACCCCUGACCAAGGAACACCCCAGGCCACAACGCACACGGAGGCGGCCAGCAGACCUUGGGGACUACGAAUGCAACUUCCCGGGCAGGACUGGAACUUAGAGGGGAGGGGUGUUAUGUACUGAGCUGAAUCCUAGAACAAUAGGAUUCAGAAUCAGCGGGAGCUACCCAAUCCAACUCCAGGUGGAAGUGAAUCCGCAACCUGAUUGGCCUGCUGGAGCAGCCAAUCAGGCGGCUGGCAGAAGUGAAUCUGCUACCUGAUUGGCCUGUAGGAGCAGAAAAUCAGGCUGCA
This is a messenger RNA of Zootoca vivipara (common lizard), 2078 nucleotides long. NCBI's taxonomy places the organism in Eukaryota, Metazoa, Chordata, Lepidosauria, Squamata, Lacertidae. The record is from RefSeq and is a predicted model, not a curated record.